CAAUGAUUAGUAUGAGUGCUGGCCGGCCUUAUCCUAUUUGACAUGGCAAAGCUCUUCCUUUAUUAUUUUGUUCGCGCAUUCAAAAUGAAGCCAUGGCAGCUUGCUCUGACAACGGCGUCACUGUUUUCAUCCCUGGCCCAGUGCUCCUCCACACACCAUUUUGAUCGAUUCUUCCCCGGCUGGAACACAUAUCUACAAGAUAUUAUCCACAACAACUGUUCCAAACAAUUCGAGUCUUAUCGGACCGACCGCAUCCAGCCUCCUAACAGCCCCUCAUCUCUCAUCACCCCGCUCAUUGAAUGCAUCCUCAACAACUUUCCCGAGUUUCGCAAGACCGAGCUUGGCGCCAGCGCCGUCAUCCUGGGUCUGCUGCCGACGAUAUUGCAGAGCCUCGGCAGCCGGACGGCUGAGUCGGCCGUGUUGGCUCGUAGGCGGCCCUUCCUAGCCGUAUUGCUGGCGGGCGGGAGCCCGGCUGUGAACAUAGCCAGAGGGAGCGAAUUUGUCGAGACGCUGGAGAAAUAUGUCGAGGGCAGAGAGGCCGAAGACACGAUCCCCGGCGUGCGGAUGGGCUUGCUGAGUCCGUACUUGCGGCCGUGGAUCAGCAUCCUCGAAUACCUGCUCGUUGGCUGCGCUGUUGCCAAUAUCGCGCAUUUGACGUAUCGGCUGGGAGUCAACGCCGUCGUGGGGUUCGCGCCCCAGACGACCUACCUGCUGCCUCUGUGGGCAUUUCUGGCCGUGGUAAUUCACCUCGGGGGAUCGCUCGUUCUGCAUUUGCGCGUCACGGUACGGCCUGGGAACGAAUCCAAGUACCGCACCGGGAGACGAGUAGAUGGCUUCCCAUCGUGGGUCCUUGAGGAGUUUAUUCCCUGUGCUUUCCAGUCCCCGAAGUUCCUUCGAUGGCGACCGAAGGAAACCCUCUGGUUUCCCGUAUUAUCGUGGCUAUUGAAUUUGGGGAUCCUCGUCCACGUCGUCUUUGGCACCCUCGUGAUGUCCAGUCUCCUAUUCUUCAGCGUGGUAGACUCGGUCAUGAUAAUUGCUAGGUUUGUGGGCAGCGCCAUAAUUUGCAGAACUGUCGUACGGGUUGAGUUGGCUGGCAUAGCGGAGAGUAUGAGAUAUCAGGGCUUGAACGAGCGUCCAGAAGAUGAGGUUGAACUUACUCCAUGAAUGAAUGAUAAAAUGGCAUAUUUAGGCAUCUCUAUAUACGCUAUUAUCAAUGCCUCCUGUUGGAGUGCCAAUUCCACUUUGAC
Messenger RNA from Ilyonectria robusta, 1247 nucleotides. RefSeq lists its product as uncharacterized. Lineage: Eukaryota; Fungi; Ascomycota; Sordariomycetes; Hypocreales; Nectriaceae. The coding region runs from base 43 to 1164 and encodes 373 amino acids. The record is from RefSeq and is a predicted model, not a curated record. The transcript has a single exon.